AUGGCGCGCUCGUCGCGUGUGAAGAAACGUCUUCUUGUCGCGCUGGUGAUCUGUUUGAUACCGGAGGCUUUAGCGUUGAAAGACGGAGACUGUCUCCGAUCAGAUGCCGCUACUUCGUUUGUCAACACUCCGGGUGGCUACGAUCCAACCACCGGAGUGGGCAAGGAACGAUGCUCGAGUCUCUGCGCAGGAAUCCCGAUGCCCUACGCGGGGAUCCAGGACGGGAAAUUCUGUCUCUGCUCCGAUGAUCCUUUUGUCGAGAAAGCCGUUGCCGCCAAAGACGAGGUCUGCGACAAACAUCCGUUUGCGGUACGAUUCUAUUUCUCGUCGCUGUUCACCCCAAUCGAAAAUAUGCGAGUGAUGCCAUCGCAGUCGCUCGUCAAUGUCGGCGAAGAGGUCACGUUCCAUAUCGCGGUGUCCUCGGGUAAGGAGGCCGAUGUUCUGAUCGAUUUCGGGGAUGGCAGCCAAGGAAUCAACGGCUCACUCUCGAUGGAGCCCAAAUACGUAUAUUGGAAGCCAGGCCGUUACGACGUACAAGUGAUGGCAAAGCCGAAGACAGCCCACGAUAUCUACACGGCCUUCGCUCACACUACCGUGGUCGUGACCACGAGCCCCGAGGAACGGCAUGUUUCGUGGAGCUGUCCGGCUCUGGUGGAACCGAACGCGAAAUUCGAAUGCAGGUUGGAUGUUCUCAAGGGAACUGAUCUCAGUCUCGAUUUCAUGCCCGGUGACGGAAGCGGAACAAAAACACGAAGGAUCCCUGACGUUUACCCAACGGUUGUUGGCGAGAACGUUCCUCAAUUCCGAACGCCUUCUGUGGUUGUGUCUGAGGAAGACGCAGCAGACUCGGCCGUUUUGCCCAGAGCAAGAGUCCUGCGUGCCGGAAGAGUGUUUGCUUUCCAGGGCUUCGGAGCAACGCAAGGAAAACUCGAGAUGCUGCUGCUCCGACCGGCCUGCAGCGGUUGUGUUUUCGAGCAGGACGUCGUCAAGUGCGAGAGUCAGACAAAUCUCUGCAUGUCGAAAAUGUCCUGCAUCGACUACGACAUGUGCCCGAAACGCGACGUGAGCGAAAUUUAUAAAAUCAUCUCCGUCGUCCCGGUUCAAGUCAAGGAAGGAUACUUCGUCCACAAGCUACCAAAGCCUCUAGCUGUCGAAGCUGGGGACAUAUUUGGUUUCACAACAACCGGCGGACGACUGGCGUUCCGAAGGGUGAGCACUGAAGUGUCGGACUUGACAAAACGCAAUGCGAUGAAAGGACAGGCAGUGCGGACCGAUGAUCUGAUGCUCAAAGAUCAAAGAUUCUUGAUCGCGGCUCUCGUAUACACCCCGAUGAAUCUCACUUUCGAGUAUCAAUACGAAGAGGCUGGGUCGUACGAGGUUGCUGUCAGCCUCAAGAAUAGCCACCACGAGCAAAUCAUCCGAAAGAUGGCCGACGUCAGCUCACAGCAGAAGCUGACAGCUUUCAAACUGGACAUCUCUCAAAAUCAGAUCCCCACAGGAACAGAGGUGACAGCCAUCGCAAAAAUGUUCGGCGGAAGUGAUGUCACCAUGACCUGGAAUUUCGGCGAUGGACACAUUGAAAAGCAGGACGUGACAACUGCGACGACUGGACAAAAGUUCACCAAGAAUCAUAAAUAUGCGGAGCCUGGUGUUUAUAUCAUCCAGGUGAAUUCGUCGAAUCUCCAUGGAUCUUUCGUGGCUCGACGGUCAGUUGUUGUUCAACGUCCCGUGACGGAGUCUUGGGAGGUAUUCUCCAAUGCUCCGGUCAUAAUUCCCGAGCCCGUCCAUCUCACGCUCACAUAUCCGAAAACCGCGAAACUCCCGACCGAUGCCACCGUCCGGAUAAAUUUCGGCGACAAACAGAAGGAUAAAUGGAAGGUCCCGAACGAGGUCGAGGAUAAAAUCAGUCAGAAAUUCGUUCACACGUAUCUCAAGCCCGGAUUCUACAACAUUCAAAUCAAUAUAUCGAAUCAAAUCUCUCACCAUGUGCUCACCGAGCGUGUCGAAAUCGCUACGAGAGCGCAAGGCUUGACCGCUAAAAUGCAAUUCCAACGGGAAGACGGUGGAGAAUUCCUUAAUGGUUUAGGAACGCAGGGCGACAUUUUCCUCACCACGCGACCGAUAACCGUAUCGAUUAAGCUGGCCGCUGGUCUUGUCGAGAAUUUCUUCCUAGAGACUAAAAAGGGUCAACUCCUCGCCAAUGGAACGGCUUCCCAGCGCCAGUAUGAACUGUCGUUCCAGAAACCUGGACAGUACGAUAUCUUCGUGUACGCAUGGAAUCAUGUCCAGCACCGAACGGAUCCCUACAUCCUCUCGUUCCGGGUGAUGGAACCGAUUGAAGGUCUGAGUGUCUACAUGAACGAGACGACCCCGAAGGACGAGUACAUCCGGAACUUUGUGGUUUCAUUCAUGCUCAAAGGAAGCGACACCUGUGUCGUCGUUGACUACGGCGACAGCACAGCUCUGAGGGCUUACGGCUCUAGGAGUCAAUGCUUCAGCAGGUACAAGCCAGAAGAAUUUGAGUUCGAGGGCGAUCUCGCGAAUCCUCUGCUCUUGACCAACAUCUACGACCGAGGAUUCGACUACGCGUUCACUCUGACGGCCUUCAACGAGAUAUCCGACGAGGUCCGCUCGUUCAAUUUUACCGUGAAUAAUGAGCCCUGCAAAGCACCAGUUCUCAAAAUCCGAAACCAAGUUUUGGAUGUGAAUAACGCAUCUUUCUGGUACCGAAACAAAGCUGUGGAGCUCUACACCUUCACAGAACUCGAGUGCAACAUCUCGAUCGACGUGUCCCGACGGUGGGAAGCCUUUUUGGUCGACCCUGAAAACGACGGUCGGGUCAUACACGAGAUCGAUAUCAGGGAACUGGACUCCUUUACCAAAUCGAUGCUCUACGUUCCCGAGUUCUUCUUUGAUCCCGGAUUUUACAAAUUGAGAUACAACGUCAACAUGAGCGCUCCAACGGCUCGUCCUCCGAUGUUCCAUCGCAAGUGGGUUGAGACGUUCAUCGAGAUCAAACCUUCAUUGAUUAUUCCUCAAAUGUCUGAGGGAGCUCAGUCGAGGGUGACGCGCGGAUUUCCGCAAACCCUGGCUCUGAAUCCCGCCAACUACUCGAUCAACCCAGACGACCCUGACGACAUGGAAUUCAGUAUCACUUGGUACUGUCGACGCGUGGGACUCGGCGAGCAAAUAGACAGAAGUCUUCCGCACGAUAAACAGCCAAUCGUCAACCCCUUGUACCAUCGUUUGAAGGACUUGCCAGGAAUUCUCAAGCAGGGAAGGAGUUUCGAUCCGAAGGCUUACCUAGCCAAAGAGAACGCUAGGGAUGAUGGCGGAUGUUUUGGCACCGGACCGGGCAGGAUCAACAUCUCGACAGGUUUCCUCGAGUGGAGCACUUUAUUGUUCUUCAAGCCGAACGAAACCUACGAAGUCCUGGUCCACAUCGACAAGGGGGACCGCCCUCCGUCUUGGGGCGCCAUUCAAGUAGUCCUGCUGGAACAAGUACCGCCCUCGAUCACUGUCAAAUGUCAAACAGAGAAACUCUGCUAUCCGUUCGAGCCGAUCGGUCAGAAAAUCAACCCGGUCCGUGUUGGUCUCACGGGAGUUUGCUCGGAGAACUGCGACGGCGAGCUCGUUUACACCUGGGAGGUGUUCGGAUCUGAGAACGAAACCGAGGUUCCUCUCGAGGACGCUCCGCAAUAUCUUGUUGGAGCCAACGAACUAAAAAUGGCCUUAUCCGACGAUUUCUUCAAAAUCUACUAUCCGAUGUUCGGUGAUUUCAUCGCCAAACUGACGGUCGCCAACGAAUAUGGCGUAUCUGGCGUUUCGGAUCUUUUCUUGCACAUUAACAAACCCCCGCAAGACGGAUCGUGCUCAUUCAGUCCCCAAGAGGGACGAGCCCUCCUGGACAAAUUCACUGCCAGCUGUUCAGGCUGGACUGACCCCGAGGGUUUCGACAUCGAGUUCUUUGCCUUCUGGGUGCGUAAUAUGGAAAACGACGUCUUGACCUUCUUGACCUACGGACCCGACCACACCGUGCACUUGAUGCUACCUUACGGAGAUUUCUUGGUCGGGGCCGACAUCAAAGAUAAGGAGGGAGCGACGACUCGCUUGAACAUGACAAGGAUCCAGACGCGGUUGCCCACCAAGACCGAGUUCGAAAACUACUUGAACGACAGAAGUCUGGACAAUGCAGACGCAGCCGGAGAUCAAGCGAAAAUGAAUCAGAUGUCUCAAGCGAUCACUUCGCUCAUGAACGUUCGACUCCAUGACGAUUAUGAGAACGAAAUCGAAUUGGACUACAAUAACACAGAAUUGAUGGACAAGGAAAUUGAAGAACAGGCGAUCCUCCGGUCCAGGAUGAUUCGAUCAGUGUCUUCCAUUAUGAAUGUGGACACCCUCAAUUCGAUUGAACAAGUCGGUUCAGCGCUGACUGCCAUUGCUGGAGACGGGACGGGAGUCGACAACGAAGGAAAGGAACUUAUCAUAAAACUGCUGAGGAAAACUGUCAAGCUUGCAAAAACCAUGAAAGUGGAGGCACCUCAGCAGCUGCUCGACUUCUGUAUGUACGCCGUCGGAACCAUGGGGGGUAUCGUGGCGAGAAUGACUCAACAACUUCUAGAAGGAACCGUGAUGCCGACGGAUCGCGCAAAAGCAAUAAAUAUUGAAUAUGACACUGAGAUCGCUUUGGAAGGCGAAGAAGAAAAAGAGGCGCUAUUCGAUGGAACGAUGCCAAUGGACAAAGCGCUCGAGCGCGCUGUUGUUCUCGAGGAACGCAAAGCUGCCGAAGCUCAAAUUACGACCAUGAUCCAGCUCACUGUCGAUAUGGUACUCGCCAUUCUCAGAAAUAUCAUCGUGGGCGAACGCCCUCUGGAAUUCUCGGCGCCAUCCGGACUGGCCAUGACCAUCUCCAUGUUCAGCGGCGGCGCUCUGAGCGGCAAAGCGAUCCAGCACGGUGAUGCCGUUUACGUCUUCCCCGGAGUUUGCGACAUGCUCGCAAACCAAGCGAGCUGUGCCGGAAACGAGACACUCGGAAUCAUGGCUGUCUCCUGGCCGGCCAUUCUCCAAUCUUAUGGAGGGUCCGUCGAUGUUUUGUCGAAGGAUUCCAAAACUCUCCAACUCAUCGUUCUUGACGACUCGCUUACUCCGAUCGAUAUUUCCAACACGACCGAUCACUUCACGAUCAUCGUGCCGCGCAAGAGUUCUGGCGAGAAUGGGACGGGUUUGCCCGAACCGAUUCAUUUCUCACCGGAGCCGAAGUGGAAUGAGCAGAUGGUUUACCAUCAGUUCCUGGUGCCCAAACCGGAUUCGGCGGUGAACAUCGAGAUUACUCCCGAUAGUCCGGAUCAUUCUCGUUUGCUGGUCUACAUCAAACACCGCGAGAAACCGUUGCUCCACAAUUUUGACAUGGUGUUCAACUUGAGCCAGGCGAGAAACGCUAACGGAACCUACGACAUUUUCCUGGACAAUUUCGCCAUCGACAACAGGACUGGUUUCUUCUACAUCGGCAUCACGGAAACUAACGUCACAGUUCCCGUCACGGAAACGACUGUGAACGGGAGCGCUUACUUCAAUUUGACCGAAAGCGAAGUUGUACGUCAACUCUCUACGGAUUACUCUAUCCGAAUCUACACUUCGGGAUGUUAUUUCUUCAACAAAAAAUCCAAAACUUGGUCCGGCGAGGGCUGCUUCGUGGACAAUGCCAACUAUCUGGCAACGUACUGCAAGUGUGACCAUCUCACUAGUUUCGGCUCCGGAUUCUUCGUAGUUCCGAACACAAUUGACUUUGCGUACGUAUUCGCCAACGCCGGAUUCGCGGACAACGUCACCAUCUACAUGUGUGUCAUCCUCACGAUGCUCAUAUAUCUGAUGCUGCUCAUCUGGGCGAGACGAGAAGAUCUAAGAGACAACGAGAAGCUUUGUGCUCAUCCUCUGCCGGACAACGAUCAUCGCGACAACUACCUGUACGAACUGACCGUUUUCACCGGCGAUAAAGACGGAGCCGCAACGGAUUCGAGGAUUUUCUUCAUCCUCAGUGGGGAUGACGACGAGACGGAUGCGAGGUCUUUCGGCGACUCAAAGAGCAAACUCUUCCGAAGGGGAGGCCAAGACACAUUCGUAAUGGCCUGCCCGAAACCUCUCGGGAGACUGAAUUAUAUGCGGAUCUGGCACGACAAUUCCGGCAAAGGGAAAUUCCGAUCGUGGUAUCUGAAAUUCAUCUCGAUACGCGACGUCCAGACGAACGCGCGCUACGACUUUAUUGCGAACCGUUGGUUUGCAGUGGAGAAGGAUGACGGUCAGGUCGAUCGUCUACUGCCUGUUGCGGGCAAGGAAGAAGCCACCGAGUUCAAUCAUCUCUUCCAACUCAAAAGUCAGAAAAAUCUCGCCGACGGCCAUCUGUGGUUUUCGGUAUUCCUCCGACCUCCGAAGAGCCGCUUCACGCGGUGUCAACGAGUAUCCUGCUGUAUCGCUCUUCUAUACCUCUCAAUGCUGGUCAAUGCGAUGUGGUACGGCCGGGUUCCAUCGAAACCAUCAGCAUCCGCUCUAAAUAUCGGACCUUUCGCACUCUCGCCCGAACAAGUUGGCGUUGGGGUUUUGGCCAACCUUAUCGUGUUCCCUCCGACCUUCUUGAUGAUUACACUGUUCCGCAAGGCGCGUCUGCGCAGGAAGCGUCCGAACCGAAUCGUUGAGGCGCUCAAAAAACAGCGCAAAAACUCGCUCAUAGUCGGCAGGGGCUCGAGCAACAAAGCCACGGACUCGACAACUGAUCUCAUGCAAGCGAAGGACGGUAGCGAGACCGAUAUCAACAUGGUGACAAUGAAAAAGGAUAGAAAGAAGAAAGCUUCAAAGAAAAAGACGCUCCCAUACUGGUGUCGAUACGUCGCCUGGUCCGUGUGUCUCUUGUCGAUUUUCACAUCAGUGUUCUUCAUCUGGGCUUACGGGGUGCAAUUUGGCGACGAAAAAACUCGAAAAUGGAUCACUUCACUCCUUGUCUCGUUCUUCACUUCGGUGCUCAUCACUCAGCCUAUUAAGGUGUUCAUGACAGCGAUAAUCCUCUCAGCGCUGUUCAAAUCCCCCGAGAAGGACGAAGAUGACGACGACGAGGAAGAAGCCUUCAGUGGCGCAGCUGGACUCUACCACUCCGGGACCUCUGCCACGAGUGCUCGCCGACGGAAUUAUAAGCCUCCACAGAGGGGCGAGUUGGAUCACGUACGCGAGGAAAGGAUGAAAGAACUGAAAAUGUCGGAGAUACUCAGAGAGAUAUUCUCUUACCUGCUGUUUCUCUGGCUCCUGACGGUACUCUCGUACGGGAAUCGCGAUCCCAACGCCUACUAUAUGCAGAUGAACCUCAAGAACGAAUUCAUCAACAAUCCGAAAUUUAUGGAGAUUUCAUCGACCGAUGGUUUCUACAAUUACCUCCGGGAAACGGUGGUGCCGCAACUUAAAAUCGGCGAUUGGUAUAAUGGACAACAGCCUUUCGGUCUGCGCGGUUUCAUCAACGACAGAGUGAAUCGAAUCAUGGGCUACGGAGUUCUGCGACAGAUCCGAGCCAGACCUAACUCCUGCAAGGUUGAGAAACUGAUGCGCAACGUUGUGAGCCAGUGUCGUGGACAAUCGUCUCUUAUCAAGGAAGAUAAGAAACUUUACGAGCCUAAAUGGGUGGCGCUGCCCAAAAACAAAACCGUACUUCUGGACCCUAAAAACCUCACUGAUGAAGAAUGGAGACAUAAGAAAGCCAAGGAGCUGCAUGGACUUCCUUUCUGGGGGAAACUAGACGUCUACGGAGGCGGUGGAUACGUCAUGCGUUUGCGAGGAACCCGGGAGAACAUUAUCAAGCGAAUAAAUGAGCUGGAGGUUUCCGAUUGGAUCGACGGCGGAACUCGUGCAGUUUUCGUCGAGUUCUCGGUCUACAACGCUCAAGUGAACUUGUUCGGUGUGGUUACAAUCAUCGCCGAAUACCAUCCGGGAGGAGGCGUCGUUCCGAACUACCGCAUCGACGCCAUACGUCUGAUGCGGUACCAUCAAGGUUUCGGAUUGUUCGUGCUCCUGUGCGAGAUCUCAUUCAUUGGAUUCAUCGUCUACUUCACCGUGCGCGAAGUAAAAAGUUUCCGAGCUCUCCGACUCGAUUACAUGCGAAGCUACUGGAACAUCGCGGAACUCGUUGUUCUCGGUCUAAGCUAUUCGUGCAUGUUCUUCUACAUCUCGCGUAUGGCGAUGACACGAAAGAUAUUGAAGGUGUUCGAACGCUCGUCCGGCAACGCCUACGUAAAACUUCAACGUGUGGCUGCCGUCGACGAAGUGUUCAGCUAUCUGAUGAGUUUCUUGAUUUUCAUCUCGAUUCUCAAGUUCACGAAAUUGUUGCGCUUCAACAAACGCAUCGGAGUGCUCUAUUCGACAUUGUCCCAAUGCUCCAAAGACCUAUCGUCGUUCUUCGUUGUGUUCUGGGUGAUAUUCCUCGCGUUCACCCAAGUGUUCUACGUAAUCCUGGGAACGAAAAUGAAGGAAUUCUCCAGCUUCGUCACUUCGGCGGAGACCUGUUUCGAUAUGGCGCGAGGUCAUUUCAAGUUUGACGAAAUCUCCAUGGCGUCUCCAGUCAUAGGACCGAUGGUGUUCUUCGUGUUCGCCUUCAUAACAUCUGUGAUUCUGCUCAAUCUUUUCGUCACUCUAAUCAUCAGCUCGUUCCAAUCAGUGAAAGCUGAUAUCGAGAAACAGUGCAACGACUACGAGAUCAUCAGUUUCAUGGGCCGGAAAGUCAAAGGCUUCUUCGGCAUGGGCAAAGGAGACGCUAUUCCAUCCGCGAAGCCACUGACGGUCGAUUCUCAAAUCCACGCCUUCCCUGAAAAGGUCGAUCGACUCUUGGGAUUCAUCAACGAGGUAUAUUUAGAUGGUGAAAUCGUUCUAGACAAUAAGAAUCGUUUAAAAGUCCUGUACAAAGCCCCGGAGACCCGCUCUGCGAGCGGUGCCCAGCCCUCAAUGUUCGAGUGGGUGGAAGUGAAUAAAUCUGCGAACAGCUCCUCGAAAUCAAGCCGCAAGGGUACCGGCAGAUCCUCAACGGGACAGCGGCGUCGCUAUUGAAAUGCAUUGAAAGUUCAAGCAAGGACAAUGCGAAAAAAAACUUCGAAGCCAUCGAGCAUUUUGUCCAUGCGGGGCGCUCGUGACUGAGCGUCGAGGAACGGCGCGGCGCUUACCCAGCGUUCGAGCUUGGAACAAUAUCCUAGUCAUUAGUAG
This is a messenger RNA of Galendromus occidentalis (western predatory mite), 9228 nucleotides long. RefSeq lists its product as uncharacterized. Gene Ontology annotation, molecular function: calcium channel activity; protein binding; calcium ion binding. The coding region runs from base 1 to 9075 and encodes 3024 amino acids. Gene Ontology annotation, cellular component: membrane. The transcript is spliced from 48 exons. Gene Ontology annotation, biological process: detection of mechanical stimulus. The record is from RefSeq and is a predicted model, not a curated record. Lineage: Eukaryota; Metazoa; Arthropoda; Arachnida; Mesostigmata; Phytoseiidae.